AUGGCUUCAUCGACCUUUAAGCCUUCCACCAUAGACGAUGGCUAUAGACUCUCCCCCUCCCCCUUGAAGAAUCCAUUUACCUCCGACCAUGUCUACCAGCGCAUCUUGACAUGGUACCUCCCUCACGACAUAUACGACCAAAUAUCCCCCAAACUCGAGCAAUUCGCCGCUGAAUCCAUCUCCCCACAAGUCAACGAAUGGAUUGCCAAUGCCGAAGUGCAGCAACCAUACGUGAAGCAAUACGACGCCUGGGGCCGCCGCUACCCCGUCGACAAGCUCGUCACGAGUGACGGCUGGAAACGACUGGGUGAAUGGGGUGCCAGAAACGGAGUCGUCGCCCACGGCUAUGAACCAACCUACGGCCCUCACCGCCGCAUCAUCCAGCACGCACACAACUACAUCUUCAGCGCCUCCUCUGCAGUCCGCUCCUGUCCCGUCUCCAUGACAUCCGGCGCCGCUCGUCUGCUCGGCAAACAACUUCCCUCCCUCCCUUCCACUCAUCCAUUCCACAAAGUCUACGCUCACCUCAUCUCCCGCGACGACCCUUGGGUCUCGGCACAGUGGAUGACAGAGCGGCCCGGCGGCUCUGAUGUCCAGAACUCCGAGACUAUCGCCGUGCAUUCUCCCCUCCCCAGCAAAAGCACCGACCACGGCACGCUCGAAGAAGGCGACUACCUGCUCUCCGGCUUCAAAUGGUUCUCCAGUGCCACCGACUGCGAUAUCGCCUUGAUCCUCGCUCGCACCGCUCCGAGCGAACCGCUCUCCCUGUUCCUCGCGCCCACCCGUCUCACCACCACCGACGAACAGGGCCAAUCCUCGCAGAUCACCAACGGGGUACGCAUCCACCGCCUCAAAACCAAAAUGGGCACGAAAGAGCUCCCCACGGCCGAGCUCGCCUUGCACGACACGCGCGCCCAUCUCGUAGGGCCAGUCGGACGCGGCAUCGCCACCAUCGCCACCCUCCUGAACGUGACACGCACCCACAACGUCUUCGUGGCACUAUCAUGCUGGCGCCGCGGCCUGGACAUCGCCAAGGCCUUCGCGCGCGCCCGCGAGACCCUCGACCAACCUUUGUGGACCCUGCCCAUGCACCUCCGCCUCCUCGCAACCCUGGAGCUCAAGCACCGCGCCGCCUCACAGCUCGCCUUCUUCACGACCGCGCUCCUCUCCUACGCCGACAACGGACACCCCACCGACACAAACCCGCCGCCCUCGCUACCCCUCCCCACCCCCGGCCCACAAACCGAGAUCCUCCUCCGCGCCCUCACCGCCACCGCCAAAGCCAUCAUCUGCAAGACCGGCUGCGCCGCCCUGCAAGAAUGCCAAGAAGCCCUCGGCGGCGUCGGCUACCUCGACGACCCGCACGACGUCGAGUGGAAUGUUAGUCGUUUGUACCGCGACACCGCCGCCAACAUGACCUGGGAAGGCACCACCAACGUGCUGGCCUCCGAGGUCGUGCGCCAUCUAUGCAACGGCCGCAAUCUCGAGGUCGUGGGCGGUUGGGUUGGCAAGGCGGUGGGCGAGGUGCGGGAAUCGAGGCUUGCGGAGGGGCUGGCGGCUGCUUGGGCGGUGCUGGCGCGGAGGCUUGAGGUGGGGAGGGGAGGCGGAGGAGAUAUCGGUGCGGCGCUGGCGGAUGGGCGGCAGUUGCUGUUCUCGUGGGGCUGGCUGGUUAGUGGCGUGUUGAUGGCGAGAGAUGCGCAGCGGGACGGGGAUGCCGUUGCCGUAGAGUGUGCGAGGCGCUGGAUUCUGCAGCCGCAUGGAGAUUUGGGGUAUGGGGAGUGGGUGCUGCCGGACGUGCUGGAGGCUGCGAGAUCGGCUGUCAAGGAGACAGGGAAGGAGAGCGAGAAGCAGCAGAGGAACUGGGACUGUAGGAUCGUGUGGGGGUGUGAUCUGCCAAAGGAUGCGGCGCUGGGCUACCGGGCGCCGGUGGGGAGUGACAAGGCGAAGUUGUAG
Cyphellophora europaea CBS 101466 is the source of this 1953-nucleotide messenger RNA. RefSeq lists its product as uncharacterized. Lineage: Eukaryota; Fungi; Ascomycota; Eurotiomycetes; Chaetothyriales; Cyphellophoraceae. The record is from RefSeq and is a predicted model, not a curated record. Gene Ontology annotation, molecular function: oxidoreductase activity, acting on the CH-CH group of donors. Bases 1 to 1953 code for a protein of 650 amino acids. The transcript is spliced from 2 exons.